GUCUUAUCUGUGCAACCCUGCCCUGAAGAAAAUUUCUAUAUUAUUCAGAACGUUAAGAUUAUUUUGUCAGUUAAUUUAUAAUUAUUUAUUACACGUAUUUAAAUAGAUUGAAGAUAAAAGUUUCUCGUCGUGUAUGCAAACAAUACGACAAAAAUGGCAUCGGGAAAAAUUGACUGGGGAAAAUAUGCCCAAGAUCAGGAAAAAUUAGCGUCACAGGUGACAAAUUUAAGUAUUGAGAAAAGUAGUACAACUUCCAGUGAGACUGACGAAAGCACGGAGCAAAUAUCAGCGGCUGAUAAGUCGUUGUUGCAAAAAAUUAUUCGCAAAGGUCUUGUCGAAACAACACGUGAUAUAGAGAUUCAGAGAAAAGAUCCUUCGUCACCUUUAUACAGUAUAAAAUCCUUCGAAGGCUUGCACUUGAAACCGGAAUUAUUAAAAGGUGUCUAUGCAAUGGGUUUUAACGCACCGUCAAGGAUACAAGAGACUGCUUUGCCGACACUUCUAGCUGAUCCGCCGCAAAACAUGAUCGCACAGUCGCAAUCAGGAACUGGUAAAACUGCUGCAUUUAUUCUCGCAAUGUUAAGCAGGGUAGAUACAUCGAAACCAUACCCUCAAGUGCUGUGUUUAUCUCCUACUUAUGAAUUAGCAGUGCAAACUGGUGAAGUGACAGCGAAAAUGUCGCAAUAUUGCCCUGAGAUUAAAAUAAAAUUCGCAGUUAGAGGAGAAGAAAUACCAAGAGGUUCGAAAAUUGAAGAUCAUAUAAUCAUUGGAACACCGGGAAAAGUUUUGGAUUGGGCGGUGAAAUUUAAGUUUUUCGAUCUCACGAAAAUAAUUGUUUUUGUCUUGGACGAAGCGGACGUUAUGAUCGAUACACAAGGUCAUCAGGAUCAAUGUAUUCGCAUUCAUAAAUUACUUCCAAGAACUUGUCAAAUGAUGUUCUUUUCGGCCACAUACGAGGCGGCAGUUAUGGAUUUUGCCGAAAUUAUUGUGCCGAAUCCUUUAAUAAUUCGACUAUUACGCGAAGAAGAGAGUUUAGAUAAUAUUAAGCAAUAUUAUGUUAAAUGUAAAAAUAUGGAGGAGAAAUAUAUUGCAAUGACGAACAUUUAUGGAAACAUUACAAUCGGCCAGGCCAUUAUUUUCUGUCACACAAGACGAACGGCUGGUUGGCUCGCGGAGAAAAUGUCUAAGGAAGGACACGCUGUCGCUAUUUUAUCUGGUGAACUUACAGUUCAACAGCGAAUCGACGUAUUGGAUCGAUUUAGAAAUGGAAUCGAAAAAGUUUUAAUCACGACGAACGUCUUAGCUCGAGGCAUUGAUGUCGAGCAAGUAACCAUUGUCGUAAAUUUCGAUUUGCCAAUGGAUCAAAGUCGAAAGGCAGAUUGUGAAACAUACUUACAUCGAAUCGGUAGAACCGGUAGAUUUGGAAAAUCGGGUAUUGCCAUCAACUUAAUUGACAGUGAUCAUGCAAUGCUAUUGUGUCGUGAAAUUGAGCAGCACUUUGGCAAAAAGAUUGAACUAUUAGAUACAGAUGAUGUAGAUGAAAUUGAAAAGAUUGGAAGAAAUUAAAAGAAAAUCGUUUACAUUAUUAUUUUUCUUUUUUUUCGCAUUUUUUUUUACAUACAACUUAUGUAAAAGAAAGAAUGAGAAAUUUACUUUUUAAUUUCCACUGAUUAAAAAAGAAACGAAAUUCAAUUAAGAAAAAAGAAACGAAUUCAAAUCUUAAAAAGUAAAUUUCUUUAAUUUAUGUUAACCAACAUUUUUUACUUAAACGAACUUUUCGGUAUGUUUGAUGUUUAAGAAACACGUUCCACUGUACAUUAUACCAAUUUGCGUAAAAUGAACACAAGAGAAGAAAAAAAACCUAUGACUUAAUACUGUAUUUUUAAGACUGUUUAUAAAACUUAAAUAUAAUUUUGCUUUUUGUAUUAGAAAUAACUAAUAUACUUUAUUUUGUUUUAUAAAUAAAAAAAUACGUACAAAUA
Leptopilina heterotoma is the source of this 1982-nucleotide messenger RNA. RefSeq names its product DEAD-box helicase Dbp80 (gene Dbp80). Gene Ontology annotation, cellular component: nucleus; cytoplasmic stress granule. The coding region runs from base 154 to 1566 and encodes 470 amino acids. The record is from RefSeq and is a predicted model, not a curated record. Gene Ontology annotation, molecular function: RNA helicase activity; ATP binding; RNA binding. The transcript has 7 exons. Gene Ontology annotation, biological process: poly(A)+ mRNA export from nucleus. NCBI's taxonomy places the organism in Eukaryota, Metazoa, Arthropoda, Insecta, Hymenoptera, Figitidae.